This is a messenger RNA of Megalopta genalis, 939 nucleotides long. NCBI's taxonomy places the organism in Eukaryota, Metazoa, Arthropoda, Insecta, Hymenoptera, Halictidae. The record is from RefSeq and is a predicted model, not a curated record.
UUUCUUUUACUUACAAAUUUACGAAUUUCAUCAAUAUGUCGCAACAAAUGAACAUUCUAUGUUGUUGUUCUUGCAGUAUGUAUCAGGUUCACAUAGUCAAGAAAGCAAAGAAAUGGCAAUGUAAAAUAUGUAACACGAAGCAAACCUUCAGACGCAUUUUUUUCCAAGGAUCGGGCAAAGAUUGUCGCAUUCAGGUUCAAAAAUUGAACGCCAUGAAAGAAAAUGAGGAUCAAUCGUAUCCAUCAUUCGAAAUGGCUACUAACUCAUAUGACAGUCAACACAAUGAUUAUACCGAUGAACCUAGAUUGAAGGUACCUGAAAAUAAAUGGGCAAAGUAUUUGGAUACUUCUGAUGAAGGUCUAUUUAAUAGUGUGCAAACUGCAGAUUAUCAACAAGUUAAUGAAACAACUGAUGAUUCUCUAAACUUGUCUAAUGAUAACGCAUCGUGUGGAUGUUCUCAAAAUAGUCAUUCUUUCUACCACAAUGAUUCUGAACAGAAUGCUAGUUCCAAUGAUGAAGAAGAAUCUGAUAAUCUUGUAAAACAAGAAAUAUAUCAUAUUGCAUCGGAUACAAAGAAUGAUAGUGAAAGUGGAAAUUCUAAAAACAAUGAUCUGGAGAAAACAGUAGAUGCAACAAAUAUUUUUGAUGAUAAUGAGGAUUUUGACCUUGCCAUUGAUUUUUAAGUUUUUCAUGUUUCUGUAAUUUUUAAUUAACGAAUCUAGCUUAUUAUUAGCUUAAUUAUUAUUCGAUAUCUUCAAUUUGGUAUUGAUUGAAACACAGGCGAUUGUUUGGACAGUAUUUAUUUGUUUAUUUCACAUGAUUUAAAUACAUUGUUUUAAUUUCAAAAUCUUGAAGAUAUCCUCAGAAUACUAACUGAGAACCUAGUACAUAACACAGACAUACAAUUGUAAAAAAAUAAAAUGCUAAUGGAUACAGUUA